UUUCAUCAACAUCACAACAACAAAUCAUCAAGAAAAACAUCACAACAACAAAAGAAAGAUUCUAAGCAUGGCUUUGGAAAGACUAUUGUGGCACCUUACCAUAACCCUUUCGGUUCUCAUCCUCUUCACCCCAAAUGCUAGUCUUGCCCAAAAAGGCACCAUGAAUGUAAUAGAUAAAUGUUGGAGAUCGAACACUCAAUGGCGGAGACACCGCCAUCAGCUCGCCACCUGCUCCAUCGGCUUUGCAGGCAAGAUGACCUACAAUACUGGAAAAGGUGUCGUACAAUACAAAGUCACGGAUCCAAGCGAUGAUCCUUUGAAACCCAAACCAGGGACUUUAAGAUAUGGUGCCACAUUGAUUCCAGGGAAAGUGUGGAUCACCUUCAAACGGGACAUGAACAUCAAACUCUCAAAGCCCUUACUGAUCAGCAGUUUCACCACCAUUGACGGCCGUGGCGUCAACGUUCAUAUUUCAGGUGGUUCAUGCCUCAUAGUGUACAAGGUAUUUACUUCUUAUCACUAUUCACUAUCAUUCUAUGUAUAUAGACAAUUAAACAUAUUGACAUUUUGCUAAUUGGUAUGUAUGAUUUUUGUAUGUGAUCAGCAAAGCAACAUUAUAAUCCAUGGCCUAAGAAUCCACCACUGCCAGCCCCAACCAACUAGCUCUGUCAUAGGACCAGAUUCAAAGAUUAUGCAGUUAGGUCAUGUUGAUGGAGAUGCAAUUAGGUUGGUCACAGCAACAAAGGUUUGGAUAGAUCACAAUACUCUUUAUAUGUGUCAUGAUGGUCUCCUUGAUGUCACUCGAGGGUCUACCGGUAUUACCAUCUCCAACAACUGGUUCAGAAACCAGGACAAAGUAAUGCUCCUCGGACAUGAUGAUGGCUAUGUGAGAGACAAAGGCAUGAAGGUGACUGUCGUGUUCAAUCAUUUUGGACCAAACUGCAACCAACGAAUGCCAAGGUAAUAGCUCAUUAC
Molecule: messenger RNA, 975 nt
Organism: Tripterygium wilfordii
Lineage: Eukaryota; Viridiplantae; Streptophyta; Magnoliopsida; Celastrales; Celastraceae
Product: pectate lyase 1-like
Exons: 1
Coding region: 584-964 (126 amino acids)
Molecular function (GO): pectate lyase activity
Source: RefSeq, a predicted model, not a curated record